AUGGCCAUGGAAAGCUCUUCGUUGACCGAAAUGUCUCUUCUCGGCAAGCGUUCUCGUCAGCCCGACGAAAUAGAGCAGCUGCAGACACCAGGGCCAACGCCAAAUCCAAAACGCACCAAAGGGACGACAACACCGGUGUUCGACGGUAACGGAAACAAGGAGAAUAUUCCACCUUUAAACCUUACUCCAGUCAACAGCAACAAUGCUUCUACGCCCAUGAGUAGCAGGGCAGUACGAGCUCUUCGUAGAAGCGCCACUUUGGAAAGUUUUGUCACUCCAUCCCCCGCUCGAACUGCUGUUAAGCGGACUGCCUCCUUCUCCACCUCUUUUGCCAACCUUACACUCGCUACACCACCUUCUACGCCGCUUACUUUACUACCCUUACAUGCUCGUGCUAGGGCCUUGCUUCGUGCUACCAGCAACAACAGCAAUUUUUUCAUGCCAGCUCGCGAUUCUGAACGCGAAAUAAUCACAAGAUCGAUUGCCACAUUUUUGAGCCACUCUGGGGCAGACGCGUCCCACAAUCUCUACAUUUCUGGAGCUCCAGGAUGCGGCAAAACUGCACUCAUAAAUUCCAUUCUGGAUUCCCUGGAGCUGGAUGAUACGCGAAUAGUCAACGUGAACUGCAUGGCUUUGAAAAAUAUUGCCGCGCUUUGGGAUCUUCUCGUCGAUGAAUUUGAUGGCUUAUUGCACAAGAAACGAAAAUCUGGGAUGAAGAGGGGCAAUGGCCGCGAGGCUGUAGAGGCAUUAUUGUACGGAAUGUCGACUCGAUGCAUCCUCGUGCUCGAUGAACUGGAUCAUAUCGCUUCCAAUCCUCAGUCAAUCUCUUCACUGUUGAGCCUUGCCAGAUCUGAUGGAUUGUAUGUUAUUGGGAUCGCCAAUACCCAUACGCUUACAUCUUCUCCCUCAUUUUUUACUGAUGACAUUCGAACUCUUCAUUUCUCCCCUUACACAUCCGCUCAGCUGCUUCAGAUUCUGCAGUCACGUUUGAGUAUUCUUACAUCUCAAUCAAGCUCCGAGUCCGCCCCAGACGAUACCUUGAAACAGCUCCUUCCUUUGUCCACUCUGACUCUUCUUACCAAGAAAAUUGCUGCACUAACGGGAGAUGUUAGAACUUUGUUCGAAGUUCUACGCCGAGCAAUCGAUCUUGCAGUGACUUCGUCUGCAACCGCCAGAAUUGAUGACGACAACUUCUUAAUUGAUGACGACAACUUCUUCGCCGAGGCCGGCCCUGUGUGUUCAGUGACUCCCACACAUGUGUUGGCCGCUAUUACUCAAUCAACAGCAGAUCAAACUCCAGUACAGACAGCAUUUACAUCCACAGCCUCGAACAGUGAAAUUGUUCGAAGAGUUACCAGUAUAGGUUUCCAAGCGCGAUUAGUCCUUCUCUCUGUUCUCGUGGCGGUCAAACGAAUUGAGGCUGGUUUGACGAUUGACAUUUCAUCUUCCCGAAAUCCGACCCAUGGUUCACUCCAAAAUGGCCCUGAAUUCCUUGCAACCGACAAGGACAUUGUUGUGGACGGGUCCCAUCUUCACGCAUACUACUCCCACAUUCUCCGUCGCGGAGGAGACGCGAGUAUUUCUAGCCCUGUAUCUCGGACCGACUUCUCAGACUUGCUAGGGAUGCUCGAGGGGGCUGGCCUGAUUGUUUUGGGCCCCUCUCAACUGUCUCCGAAAAAGAAGAGGGUUUGCUUCGGACCGUCUGCAUCUUUCGGUAGAUCUAGUGCAUGGUCUUCUGUGCGUAACGGUGGCACCUUGACCGAGGAGGUGCGGCUUGCGCCGGGUGUUUGGGUGGAUGAAGUCUUGAGAGGACUUGGUGCCGGUUUCUCGUCUAAUAUCAAGGCUUCGCGAGAUGUCAACGAGGAAGAGUUGAACACCCUUUGGAUGAAGGAAGACACCAUCAUACGUAAAGAAUUGAAGGCAAUCGAAAACAAACGGAAUGCGCAGGAGGGCAGUCAGAUGUUUAUUGAUGCAUCUUUGGAUGAUUGA
Messenger RNA from Lentinula edodes (shiitake mushroom), 1989 nucleotides. RefSeq names its product P-loop containing nucleoside triphosphate hydrolase protein. NCBI's taxonomy places the organism in Eukaryota, Fungi, Basidiomycota, Agaricomycetes, Agaricales, Omphalotaceae. The transcript has 3 exons. Gene Ontology annotation, cellular component: nucleus. Gene Ontology annotation, biological process: mitotic DNA replication checkpoint signaling. Gene Ontology annotation, molecular function: DNA replication origin binding; ATP hydrolysis activity. Bases 1 to 1989 code for a protein of 662 amino acids. The record is from RefSeq and is a predicted model, not a curated record.